Fragaria vesca subsp. vesca is the source of this 553-nucleotide messenger RNA. RefSeq lists its product as uncharacterized. The record is from RefSeq and is a predicted model, not a curated record. NCBI's taxonomy places the organism in Eukaryota, Viridiplantae, Streptophyta, Magnoliopsida, Rosales, Rosaceae. Gene Ontology annotation, cellular component: endoplasmic reticulum membrane. The transcript has 3 exons. Gene Ontology annotation, biological process: vacuolar proton-transporting V-type ATPase complex assembly. The coding region runs from base 236 to 553 and encodes 105 amino acids.
AGGAUUUCAGUCCAGGGAGUACAGAGCAAUAACAUAAGUGAAGUUUUUGCUUCUGAAAAACAGAAAAGAGCUUUGCAUCUUCAGAGCUAUAGCUUCUUGUGAGGAGCAACCUUCUGGGUGCAGAAGAGAGAUUGGAUUGUAAAACAGGGGAAGCUCACCAUUGACAAGUCAAGUAAUUUAUAGGCGCCUACUCAAAUCUCCGGAUCCAGCACUCUCACCUGUAUUGUAGAUAACAAUGGCCGGAGUAAUAACAAAGUUUUUUACUGCAUCACUGUUUAUGUGGAUAACUCCUGUUGCAAUAUUGUAUGGGUAUAACAACAAUCUAAUUCCUGGUUCAAGUGACUUGUCUCCCCACACUCUCACACUGUUGAGUGGAUUCCUUGCUGUUGUUUCUGUCAAUAUAGUAAUUGCAUUCUACAUAUAUAUGGCGAUGAAGGAACCUUCAGAUAAACAUGAGCCUGAUCCUGCAUUUCUUGCUGAGGCCAAAGCUAGCAUAAACCAGUGUACAACUGACGCUGGCAGCUCUUCCCAGUCCUCCAAGAAAGAAGAGUAA